CAGUCGAAAUCACGGGUCGACAGUCUGCUUACAACCUACUCGACUGACGGAAGUGAUUCCCCUGGCGCUAGAUCAGAGCCAGAUGAUGUUUAUCUACCGACAGUUCUUCCCUUGCCAGCGUGCCUACCGUUGACCUCACCGAUGCGCCUGCGGAUGCUCUUGGCCUGUGUCUCUGGCCUGUCUCUAUCGGUCGUGUUGGUAACCCUGUCGGUUGUGCGAUAUUUCUGGGAUUUUCAUGACCGUCACCAGUUGGGGCUCGGCUUGGCGGCCAGGACGCGGGACUACAGCGGCAGUGGGCUUUACGACGGGAGGUUGGAAAAGUUCAUCCGCCGGGAGAGAUGGACCGAGGUCAGGCUGAAGUGUAAGACCGUCUGUAGCAAGCGAUUAGGAGGCACCUGCGUCCCUCUUGACUUGGCUGUAUUCGUCUAUCGAGAUGACGUCCCUGUAAGCGAUCACACCUACAAACGUAUGUAUCCCGUAGUGCGGGUCCCAGUGACGAGAGAAACCAAAUUUCCCCACAAGAAACUGAACACUGAAAAGUGCUACAUGAAGGAUCAUUUUCCGGACACGAGGCUGAUUGAGCGGCAGAGGCGUUGCGCUGUCGUGGGGAAUGGUGGCAUCCUCGUCGGCAGCGGAUGCGGCGCAGAGAUCGACUCCCAUGACUUCGUUAUCCGUGCCAACCUACCACCGUUACAGGGCUAUGAAUAUGACGUCGGCAGAACGGCCAACCUAUCGGCAUUUAACACCCGAACGCUCAUGAAUUUCAACAGCGGAUUAGCCGCCAAUGCCACAGGCAAAGCACUUGACAUUCUGGAGCGAUUUUUACGAUACUUUUCUGAUCUCGGCGAAACGAUAUUAUGGUAUCCCAAGACUUUGCGCGAACCAUAUAAUGAAAUGUUUCGUCUGGUCACAAAAUAUCUGAAGUCAACCAGCAAACAUACGAAGAUUCAUUAUGCAUACAGUUGGAAGCCCAUACAUGUAGAAAAAGAGUGGGCGUUGGAAGGUACUGGGACACUUGGCUUUGACACUUUCGCCGUGGCUAGGACCUUCUGUGAUAACAUCACCCUGUAUGGCUUCUUCCCGUUCCAUGAGGAUCAAGAUGGAAGAAAAAUACCUCAUCAUUACUUUGAAGAUAUGGAAUUUUCUUACAAUGGAACAGUCCACAAUUUUUUACUUGAGCAUCAGAAGUUAAAGGAAUUGGAUACGAGGGGGGAAGUGCGAUUAGUAACAAGUGCUUGCCGCGCAUGAACAACAGUGACACGUUUCUGAUGUUAAAUUAAAGGCAUCCGUUGACCUUACGUGUUAUUCUAAUUACAAGUUUUCCACUUUCACCUUGCACGUUUCUGUAACACUUGUUUUAUUAGAUCAUGACACGGAUAUGCCAUAGUGCUAGAAUUAGCUUAUACACUCCAAGUAAUUAUACACUAAUGGAAGCAUUUUAAACAGUGGCGUAUCCAGCUGGGAGGCAGAGGAACCCCCCCCCCGAAAACAGCAAAGCAAAUAAAAGGAUGUCGGCACCGUGAGUAAAGCUUUUGACUUUCUUUUCUCGCCCAACAUCAUGUUGACUAAGCCCGAAGCCGCACUCGCUUUUGAAUUUGUCCCCCGCCCCCCUGACGCCAAAAGCUGGAUACACCACUGAUUUCAAACUAAGUUAUCAGUCUCAAUCUGAAAGUAGAUUUGGAAAUGAAGAACACUGAACACAUGGAAAAAUCUUGUACAGAUUGCUGAAUCGCAUUUCUUGCAGCAUGCAUUUUCUCAGUAACUUUUGUCCAACAGAAAAUAAUGAAUGGGCAAAGCCAACGGCAGCAGAACGAUUUUCAAAGUGGUGGGGGAGUGAGUUGUGAGAACAUCCGGCAUUAGCCAUUGAUAGAUCAAUAUAGGUCAAUCCAUUGAGCCCCAUCUCCUAACCGCCAGUCGGAAAAGUGUGUGGGGGGAGCCUGGGAAGGAGUGUCCCCCCCUUCUGCUGCCAGUGGGCAUAACUGAUUUUUGCGGAAUUAUAGAGUGGCAAGUAAUUUCUUCUACGUUCUCAACUUUGCAAAAAGGAAGUCCUCAUAAAAUUAUUUUCAUUUUUGUUCCCACUGGUGCUAUUUGCCUAAAUUUCUCCCUGAAGGAUCAAUACCUUUACAUUUUCAAAUGAACCAAUGACAAUGUAGGCCUACCGCACCAUCGUUUAUCUCAGUGUCGGGUCUAAUGCUGAAUUCAUUAACAUCACACUGACAGACACUGCAAUAUUACGAGACACUGAUGAACAUAAUACGGAACGCCAUAGAUGAAAGUCUAUAAUCCCCACACGACACUCACAUAACAUAACCGAUCGACCAAUUCAAGCUCCAAUAAUAUGUGCAUAGAUUGAUUAACGAAGGUAAAGCACUAAUCAUUCGUGGAUUAUCCGUUGAAUUUGGCCCUACGGGGCAUUUUUAAUGUAAGUUGUUCCAAGUAUAAGUUACGAAGGAAGGGAAUUUAAUGUGUGUUGCCUUUAAGCACAAUGAGCUCAAACUGCCCCUUUAACAGAGCUUGUUUAUAAUGUGCAAAUCACAGCGGUGCGACAGUGGCCCUCCACUAACCAAAAAAUAGGUAGUGAGGCUGGUGGGUCUUCUUGUGUCGUAACUCAUUCUGCUGUACAAUUCAUUCCUUAGUGAGAUUUGAAGGAGGGUUGAAACAAUUUUUGUGAGGAAUCCUGGUCUAGACCGAGGGCAAAUGGCGAUGUGACCAAAGGGAGGUGGCCCAUGAAUAAGAAAGUUGACUAAGUUAUACAGUCUUUCGACGUUGUGUUCAACGACCACAAAGUUGGUUAUAAUUUGUUCUUGGUCUACCUUGUUGAAGAAACUAAUUGUUCAUGUUUACAAGUUUUUCGUUGCCUUAUCUAUCCGUCUGGUGGAUUAAGGAAUUUCAGAACGAACCAUGGACUGCAAAGUCGAGGAAAAUAAGUGAAAAACAACGUUACAUUUGUAGACGUAGUUCAUCCGUUCUCGAGUUGUAAAUUGUCCACACGUACAAUGUACGUGGAAUCCGAGCUGCGUGCACGCACUUUGCGUGCGCAUUUCCAUUGAAGGUCUGUUGCACGCCUGCUUCACGGAGGCCGUGACUGGUACCCGGCUUUGACCCGCGUGCCGUCGAUAAAAAAAAUUGCAGCCUCCCGUUUUUGUCGGAUCGGGGGCUUCAAACUGACCAAUUAAACCCCUAUUGGUUACCCCUAAAAUGUUCACAUUUUGUUCUGCUUUAUAUUUUGGUUUAUAAACAUAAAUUUGCGACACAACCUGCUAUUUUUUUAAGAAUAACCUCGGUUAGCGUAGAAGAAGGCUUUGUGUAUGCAGGGUUCUUGUACGGGAAUAUGAUCAUCAACGAUCUCUCUUUGAAGUGUUUAACAUGUUUAAUUUGUUCCGAGAGUUUUAUUGGUUAAAGAUGUAUAAAUA
Messenger RNA from Acanthaster planci (crown-of-thorns starfish), 3413 nucleotides. RefSeq names its product CMP-N-acetylneuraminate-poly-alpha-2,8-sialyltransferase-like. NCBI's taxonomy places the organism in Eukaryota, Metazoa, Echinodermata, Asteroidea, Valvatida, Acanthasteridae. The record is from RefSeq and is a predicted model, not a curated record.